Molecule: messenger RNA, 6043 nt
Organism: Candoia aspera
Lineage: Eukaryota; Metazoa; Chordata; Lepidosauria; Squamata; Candoiidae
Gene: MTUS1
Product: microtubule associated scaffold protein 1
Exons: 16
Coding region: 236-4108 (1290 amino acids)
Biological process (GO): regulation of macrophage chemotaxis
Cellular component (GO): cytoplasm; nucleus
Molecular function (GO): microtubule binding
Source: RefSeq, a predicted model, not a curated record
ACGGACUCAGCACACCACAUCUGAAGUCGGCGCGGAGCGAAGCGUCCUGCGGUAGCUGCCGAGGACAAACCGAGCCCUGUGGGGCUGCGCUUUGGCGAGCAGCUCCGGGCGCGAUCAUAAUUGUGAAUAUAUUUGGGGAUCCUACAAUUAAGAAAAAUGAAUUAAACUGGAGAGGACCAUCUUAAAAAUAAACCCAAGACAAUCCUACAGGUUACCAGAAUGACAGGAUAGAAAGAUGAUAAAAAUGAAUGUGGAAAAAGUAGAAGAGAAGGUCUUGCAGACACCUUUAAUCAUCAGGGACGAAAAUGGCAACAGGUGUGUUAGUAACACCAUUGGGUCACCCUCUUUGAAUGGAAGCACUGUUAGUCAUCCUCACCAAGGAGUAGAACAUGAAGGCUGUAAAAUAUUUAAAGAUACGGGUGGGCUCAAAAACACUGCUUCAGGUCAGUGCGCUGAAGAGCAAGACUUGCAAAAAGCUGCCAGUGAUUAUAUUUGCAUGGGGACUUCAGACCUGAAAGCCAUGCAGGACUCUUCAAAGGAACAUUUUUACAUGUAUGCCUUGAAUCAGACUUUCCUGGAGCCAGAGAGCUGUGGCAAAGAAAGCCUUGCAAGAAAAAUCUUUCAGAAUUACGGUACUGGGGAAUCUAUGCCUUACGGCCAGGCAGAUCUCAUGAAUUUAAUGCCCCUUGCCUCCCAGGAAAGAAGCGCUAUUGAAAUCCAAUAUGCAUUAGGCAGUGCCCAUAUGGAUCAGGAAGAUGCUAGUACAAAUGAAUCUUUAAUUACAAUGAUAAAUUUGGGGGAUACAAUAACUAAGUGUUAUGAGGUGGCAUGUGUUCCUGUCUCUUCUGGGGAAAUGGGUGAAACUUUCACCUGUGGAUACCACACUGGCUCUCCUAACCUAGAAGCUUUUGUCAGUUCAAAGGUACCAGAUAUAUAUCUGGAUAAGGGUGGUCAGCCUAUUCCCCCUUCACUGGCAGGAGAUGAGCUCACCAAUUAUAUUGAUUUAGUUUCGCAGAAUAACGUGCAGCCUGUAAAGCAAGGACAGCAGGAUGCUGGUUCUUGCAGUAAGCGCUUACCGGAACCAGAACAGUUCAAUAUGUGCAAAGACAAACAUAAGAAACAUAUGCAUAGCACUCCUGAACAAGAUGAAAAUAAAUGGCCAGCUGGGGCUAGGGUAGAAGACGACAUAAAUGGUCUUUGCCCUUUAGCCAUGGAAAGCUUUGAUGAGAAUUCCGAACAGGAAUUUCAUGACAAUGAAGUAAUCUUGACCAAAGUACAGAAUCUUUCCAAAGGAGAUGAGGCCUUGCUGAAGGGACCUGAUGAAAUGUCUGAGCAAAUACAAAACGAUAUACCAAAGCUGGAAAGAGCUGCUCUGUCUGAGCACAACUACCAAGGAACCUUUGUUAUUUAUAGCUCCCCGGCGGAUGAACAUACCUUGACUUCUCCUCCCACUGCAGGGUUGAAAAAUGCAACUUUUGCUGUAUUUUCCAUGCCAGAUGCUGCUGCUGAUGGAUCUAAACCUGGAAAGAAUGCUCCCUUGGUAAAAGACCACCCCAGGAGCCCUUCACUUAAAAGUAAUUCUGAACGAAUUGUAGUUAAAUCAACAAAGAGAUCUCCUCUUACAGCUACUAUAACCAAAGCUAGGAAAGCAGAAAUAGUGAGCUUUCCAAAACCAAACUUUAAAAACAUUAAGCCAAAAGUUGUGUCCAGGCCUGUGUCACAAUCUAAGGACAGUGCUGCUCUAAAAGCAACUCCAAGAUCUCCUCAGCUAUCUACUGCUUCCUCCUCUUCAUUGUCUUCCUCACCAAAGCAACCCUCAUCUUUCUUUGCAGCACUGAGGAAAAAAACUGACUUGGAUAAAGGCACCAAAGCAGAAACACCAGUGAAUAAGACGCAUAAGCAACAUUUUAAUAAACACCUUCCUAGCCAAGGUGUGCAUGCUCCAACUCAUUCUGAAAGUGUUUCUCAAAAGGUUCCAAAAUCGGUGUCGAAGCAGAAUGUGGAUCAGGUUGACAGAGCAAAGCAUCUUAGCCCAGCAUGCUUCCCUGUGGCUGUAAUGUGCGCUCAGAACAAUGGUGGUCCACCAAGUGACAGAAUGGAUAGUGCAGAAACUUGGAUUCAGCCUUGGGCUGGGAGUAGCUGCCAGAGAGCUCAAGAAAAUAAGCAUUCUAAUGACUAUACAAGGAUUCCAACCGAGACAUCUACCCAGGAGGUAACAAACAAUGCCCAUGGACUAGAGCAGCUUUCUUUGGUUUCUUUGUCUAAAGCAGAGACAGCACAAGGGCAAAGUUUUCCCAAAGGCAGUCCUGUUGCUGUAAGGAGUGUACCACCAUCUAAAAUUGCAUUCCAUUCUAGGAGAGGAAGUGGGAGUAAAAAUACUCAUGCGACUAAACUUUCAUCUACUCAAAGACUAAUUUUAUCAUCAGACUCUGCAGGAGUAGGAACUCUUUCUCCCAAGGGAAGGCUUACUUCUGUGAAGGCCUUAUCAGGAUCUUCAGCUAGUUCUGGUCUCAGUUCAAAAGUGCCCAUUAGAGGACCAGGACUUCGGAGAGCUUCUAGCAUCUCUUCAGUCAGCAGCACUCAGAGUGACCAAAGCACUGGCAGCAAUAAUUCUACAAGUGCUACCAUUAUCAAGAAUGGAGAAUGGGCUUCCAAAUCUGCAUGUCAGAAUGGUACAGCUGGAUCCAUCUCUCUAAAGCCAGUGCCCAGGCCACGAGUCCUUUCAUUGAAAAGUACACCCAAAGGAGCAAAAAGUAAAUUAGGCUUAGUGAACCAAUGUAUGCCCAAGUCUGCUGGAGCUCUACUUUCAGGGAAGAAAGCGAGUGACCUAAGAGGGAGUCAACGAUUAGGGCCUUCAGCACAAAAUGGACCCAGACAUUUAUUGUCAGCAUUCAGCUCUGUUGGCCAGGGUAAGCAGAAGAGUCCUAAGAACUCAUGUCCGCAAACCCGAACUUCUAAGGACGUGCAUGCAGCAGAAACAAAAACACAUGAGUUGACGCAAUACAAAAGAAAAUGCGAAAACCAAAGUGGAAUUAUCCAGCAGCUGAAGAAGUGUUUGGCAAACAGCAAUCGGAAAUUGGAAGCGUUAGCUCUUGUGAUCCAGCACUUUCAGUUUGAGAGAGAGGAAGUGCUUUCCCAGCGUAAAGAGUUAUCACUAGAACUUCUCAACCUGCGUGGAGAGCUGGUAACUACUACUGCUGCCUGUGAGAAAUUGGAGAAAGACCGAACUGAAUUACAAGCAGCUUAUGAAGGGUUUGUGCAGAAGCUGAACCAACAGCACCAAAGUGAUGUAUUGGAACUGGAAGAGCGGCUGAAACAGUUCUACACAGCUGAGUGCGAAAAACUUCAGAGCAUCUGCAUUGAAGAAGCUGAAAAAUAUAAAGCGCAACUUCAGGAGCAGGUUGACAACUUGAAUAUAACACAUGAAAAUUUUAAGCUAGAACUUGAAACCAGUCAUACAGAAAAGAUAGAGGAGUUGAAGAAGGAAUAUGAAUCUUCCUGUUCAGAACUCAAGGCUACCCAUGAAUCAGAAAGAAAGUCACUUGAAGAAUCUUUCCAUGAGAAACAAGAAGAACUGGAGAAAAAAAUAGCUGAUUUACAAAGUGAAAACAAUUGCUUGAAUGAAAAGCUCAAGUUGGAAGAACAAAAACGAAUAGCCAAAGAAAAAACGAACUCUAAAAACCCUCAGAUUAUGUAUCUGGAACAAGAAUUGGAAAGUUUGAAAGCAGUAUUGGAGAUCAAGAAUGAGAAACUGCAUCAGCAAGAUAUCAGACUGUUGAAGAUGGAAAAACUGGUGGAGAGCAACACUUCCCUGGUAGAGAAAAUGAGAAAACUGCAACAGGAGAAUGAAGAAUUAAAAGCUCGGAUGGACAAACACAUGGAGCUUUCCAGGCAACUUUCCACUGAGCAAGCAGUUUUACAAGAAUCUUUGGAGAAAGAAUCCAAGGUAAAUAAACGCCUAUCAAUGGAGAAUGAAGAACUUUUGUGGAAGCUACACAACGGGGACCUGUGCAGUCCCAGAAAACUCUCCCCUGGUACUCCACCAAUGCCUUUCCAGUCACCAAGAAAUUCCAGCUCCUUCUCCAGCCCCACCGUGUCACCCAGAUGACACCACCGUGAAGAGACACUCUCCCUUCAAGCAUUUCCUUCACACACUGCAGAACUGAAAACAUGGACUGAGGGAGCAAAAAGCUAUGUAAGUUCACUGUGUCUGAAAUAUAACUGGAAAGUACUGCAUUGAGAAAUAUCUAUAACAUGUUCAAGGCUCAGGAGCAGGAAACCAAACUGUGCUCCUCCUCCUUAAACAAAAAAGGACUUCAGGAAUAACUUCUCCAAAUGUCGUUGCACAAAGCACUUAAAGAGCAAGAAAUGUCUUGUUCACUUUUGCCUUUUUCACCUAACUCUAGGGGAAAAAAAUGCUCAGGGGCUUAUAAAUAAAAGAUCGCAACCUUUAAUAUGUUCCUCAUGAUAGAUAUGUUCUUGAGACUCCGGGUGUGCAUAAAUGACUUAGAUGUAGCAUACCACCUUUGCCAUGUAUGUGAUAAAGGACAAACACAGAAGAAAAUAGGCUCAUGUACUUCAUGAAUAAAGUAUCCUCAUUAUGCAUGUUUUAUCAAAGAUUUUUCCCUUUCCUGGGACUAAAGAAAAACUGCCACGUGUACUAUAUGUUCUCCAUUAUCUCUGUACUUCAGUGAAGUAAAUGAUUGAAAGGAGAUGCUAUUUCUGUUUGGUUUUAUCAUUGUCUGUCUGUUUCAUUGUGGAAUGUAAUGAGUCUGAUCAUCUCCUAUCCAUGCAUAAUUACAUCAUCCAAAAUAUUAUUUUUCAUCCUUUCCCACAUAUGUGUCAGAAUUAAAUUGUUUUCCCCUAGCUAUAUAAUUUAGCUCUUUAAAAACACACACACACACACACAUCAGGAUGAUAGAAAAUUCAAACACAGUCCUUUUCAGUAUCAGUAGCUGCAGAAGGCAGCUACAGGCUCUUAUCUAACUUAAGAUAGCAGGGCUUCAGAGCACAGGGGAAAAAAUGCAGAUGUGCUUAUUUUAAUAGUAAGAGGUUAUAGAAAUGUACCAAUUACUUUUCUCCAUGUUGCUUUGCCACAAACAUCCUGAACUGAUAAUUUAUCUAUGUGCACUUUAAUCAGUAAAUGCUAUGAGGAGGAAUCUAUUCGCUACAUUCAUCAGUAACGGAUUUAUUAACUUUUUCCAGUUGGCUGCAGAAUUCAGUACUCUCAAUUUCAUUUGAUAGGCUUUUUUAUUUUUCUGAAUUAAAGAAAAUCCGAUCGUUUCGUAAUAGAAAGAUGCUUAUCUCUUGGGUAGCAUUUAAUUCUGCAUUACAGAUUUAAAAACAGCAUAGUGCAUGUCUGCUCUUGUUAAUGACCUAUUCAGUUUUUAUUUUUUUGAGAUUUAAAAUGUCUUGUAUGUACAAAUGAGCUCUAAUACAGUUAAAAGUUGUCUCUGCUUUCUGAUAUAGAUGGGACUGCUAAGUGCUAUGGUUCGGCUGUUAUCAUCAUUAAUACAACCCAACAAUGCACUGGUAUCUGUUUGUUAUUGAGUGAUUAAUGGGUUAGUCAGAGGUUGGCAAUGAUCUUUCAGAUGUUUCCUUUGUCCCCUUCAUAAAGUAAAAGAAGGGGGUCUUGGAAUAAUCUUCUAUAAACAUGAAAAGCAAAAUGUCAAAUAUUUGUCUAGAGGGCAAAAAGGUUGUAUUGAAAGGAGCAAGGUUUUAGUUAUUUUGUAAUUAUGGAAGCAUAUUAUACUUGGUAAUACAAAAAAUUCAAGGAUAAAAUAUUUUAAUUCUGCAUUGUAUAUGGAAUAUUUUACUUGCCCAAACCUAUUUAAGGAAUAAUACAUGCCGUUGUAGCUAGAGACGCCAGCACUUCUAAAUAAACUGUUGUCCAGAGAUUGAUUUGUAUAACCAUGAACAUUUGCUGUAGGCUGAAAUUUGGCUUAGAAAUAUGUCUUGAAGCAAUCUAUUUCUUUCGUAAGGUCAUAUUUGAUCACAUGUAUUGAGUGUUGAAAAUUAAAAUAAAUUUUUUUUACUGGUUUAA